AUGGAACCGGAGCCGAGUCACAGUCCGCCUGAGCGUUCCUCUACUGGUUCAUCGCUGUCCUCAGGGCUGUCGAUGGCCGGGCCUGGACCUCAGGACGCGACUAGGCGAAGGCUAUUGUUGAUUUAUAUCCAUGGCUUCAACGGUUCUGAGGCGACCUUUUCGGACCUGCCCGUUCACAUCCAUAGCGCGUUGGCCGCUUUGUUGAGUGAAUCGCAUGUGGUAUACACUCGGAUAUACCCCCGAUAUAAGUCGCACGGCGAAUUUAAUCUGGCAGUGAAAAGAUUCAGCGGUUGGCUGUCACCACACGAGGCAGAUGAUCUAGACAUUAUCUUGCUCGGGCAUAGCAUGGGCGGGAUCAUAGCGGCUGAUGUCGCACUUCUGCACCAAGACAAGAGUGCCAAGCGGAGGCAUCGAAUUUUAGGAAUCAUCAACUACGAUACUCCGUUCUUGGGACUACAUCCUCAUGUUGUCUCCACUGGACUAGGUAGCUUGUUUUCCAGUAGCGACGAAACAUCAGAAGAAGCGUCCUCAAAUGCCCCGGGCUUUGAAUCGGUUUAUAAUGACCCAACCUUCAACCCCCCGGAUCCUCCUCCUAACUAUGACCCUCGAUGGCUGAAUGAUAGACGCUUACCCGAACGUGGCUUAGUGGGGGGCGUGAAGCAUUUUGUCCAAAAGAAGAAAGCAGAAAGAGAAGCAGAAAAACAAGGUCUUGGCCACUCAGCCCUCAAGCGCUUGAUGGCGCCUGUGAAGUUUGCAAGCGGAGUGAACAACUACAGUGAACUGCGGCGGCGAUACCAACGACUCCGAGAAUUGGAAAUGGCAGAAGACAGCCCCGAGAGAAUACGCUUUAUCAACUAUUAUACCUCAAGUACUCCUCGUCGGAAAGGCAAAGAAGAAAAAAGCCCUAAGAAUAAGAAUAAGGAGGCUUCAGUACUGCCCAGUGUUGCUUCAUCCACCUCGAUCAAUCGGGUAGGAGAUGAAGACAGUCCAGAAACCGUUUCUGUCGCAACGUCGAGCUCUGGUGACAACGCGACGUCCAAGUCCCCCAAGCCUCGCAGAUUCAUUCUCCUACCCUCUUCUCAUUGGAAAUAUCAUGACAACCGUGGCUGGCAUCCAGUGGCAAUGGAGGACAUGGACGAAGUGGAAGCGCACAUGUCUAUGUUCCUCCCCAAUAGACCAAACUAUGAUUAUUUAGUUGGCGAUACAGUGGCAUUGGUGGAGCAAUGGAUCCAGAAUGAUCUUACGCAACGGUUACUAAAGGAACAGGCAGAGGCCAUUUGA
This is a messenger RNA of Penicillium odoratum, 1281 nucleotides long. Its product is annotated as alpha/beta fold hydrolase. The record is from RefSeq and is a predicted model, not a curated record. The transcript has 3 exons. Bases 1 to 1281 code for a protein of 426 amino acids. NCBI's taxonomy places the organism in Eukaryota, Fungi, Ascomycota, Eurotiomycetes, Eurotiales, Aspergillaceae.